AUGGACGCCUCUUCAGGACAUAAGCAAACCAUAACUAGGGAGUACCUUCCUGGGACCUUUGGCUGGGCGCAGUACGGAAGUCAGUACGUACCAUAUAUAUAUCGCCAAUCGGAAAAAUACGUAGCCAUACGAAUGUUAUAUUCGCAUACGACGUUUGUAAGAUCCCGGAAUUUCAUGCAUCCGGAUAUCUUCUCCGCUUGCGACCAUAUGGCCAGAUUACCUAUCACCGAUUUCGAAGUGGAUCUCUUGAACGAAAUCAAUCGCGACCACUGCAAUGGGAAAUUUGGCAGCAGCUUCUUCGACCUAAGUGAUACCGUAAUCCCUAUAAGUGACGCCUAUGAGUUCUAUCAAUUCAUUGGCUUUUGCUUCAACAAAUUAACUCGCGGAAGCAAAUUUUACUCGCGGAGGUGCAGUUUUAUCAGCAUAAACAAGCAAUGCUUUGUGCCCUACAUUGUGCGAAAUGACCAAAAGCUUGUCCCGGACUUCUUUUUCGCUGGUGACACUGAUAUCCUCAGGACCCAUGAGGAGCCGAUCACUGGAUGGGAUCUGUCUUACCUGAUGUUUUGCUGCAGUCUGCUGGGCAUACGAAGGGAGUUCUAUUCCUGCAGUUAUUUGAAUGCCAUUUUACUUGACGACGUUGAGAGCGCUUAUCCCAACGGCACGGAAUUUGAGGAGUGCUGGGCAAAGGACGUAAAAACCGCGGACUUAUACUCUGACUUUCCGCUUUACUUUCUGAAAAAAUAA
Molecule: messenger RNA, 744 nt
Organism: Drosophila subpulchrella
Lineage: Eukaryota; Metazoa; Arthropoda; Insecta; Diptera; Drosophilidae
Exons: 1
Coding region: 1-744 (247 amino acids)
Source: RefSeq, a predicted model, not a curated record